Serpula lacrymans var. lacrymans S7.9 is the source of this 1959-nucleotide messenger RNA. RefSeq lists its product as uncharacterized. The transcript is spliced from 3 exons. NCBI's taxonomy places the organism in Eukaryota, Fungi, Basidiomycota, Agaricomycetes, Boletales, Serpulaceae. The coding region runs from base 177 to 1844 and encodes 555 amino acids. The record is from RefSeq and is a predicted model, not a curated record. Gene Ontology annotation, cellular component: cytoplasm. Gene Ontology annotation, molecular function: guanyl-nucleotide exchange factor activity.
GAAAAAGCACAGUUGGACACCUUGUUGGUCCUUGGGUGUGCAGGGGCCCAUCGCAUUUCUUUGCUUCAAACCACCACUACCACCACCUUUGCUUUGUCCUCUUGUAUAUAAGGGCAUUGCAAUAGUCAAAACGGAGACCCCCCCUCUUGUCCGUCCCCAGUCAUCCCACUCCCAACAUGUCUAAUCCGCCUCUUCGAAGGUCUACCCGUGCUGCUUCCGUGAAGCCAGACCAACAGGCAGCAGCUAAGGCUGCAAAGGCACCAAAACCUCUUGCGCGUACGGCGAGUCGUACGACCAAGCGCCCAGCUUCACCAGAUCCAUCUCCCCCGCCAGCCAAGCGCUCGAGAGCAAGAAGCGAAAAACCGCAAACCGAACAUACUAAAAAAGUCGCAUCAAAGCCUGCAUCCACGAAAAAAGUAACACAAACUCUGAACCUGGCCAAACAUUCAAAGGUGAAUGGUCUCGCUACAGUGCGUGAAGAAGCAGCACCACGGAAACCCUAUUUCAAUCCUCUUCCAACUCCUCCCGAGAAAUCACACCCCGGCUGUCAGCUGUUCGUGUGGGGUGCAGGUAAUUUCGGUCAGUUCGGUAUGGGCGCUGACUUGCUGGGGGAGUUCGCAAAGCCCAAAAAGAGUGCUUGGAUCGAAACUAAGAUGCAGGAAGGCGCUUUUGGCGGUGAUGGGGCUGGUCUCGAGGCUGUCGCAGCCGGUGGCUUACAUACUCUCUUUAUUGAUGAGAACGGCACUAUAUGGUCAUGUGGUGUUAACGACGACGCAGCCCUAGGUCGCGUCACGAAGGAUGUGCCCGACCCAAACAAACCAGGAUCAUUCCUUGAUAUCGACGAACUGACUGCUGUUCCAUAUCCUCUUCAGUCUCUAGUCGACGAGAAAUUCCGCGCUGUUCGGAUAGCUGCUGGAGAUAGUAUUUCGGCAGCCAUCAGCUCCGAGGGGGAGUUGCGAGUGUGGGGUUCAUUCCGAGCUGUUGAAGGUGCUCUUGGUUUUUCGGGAGAAGAAAAACACCAGUUUCUGCCGAAACCUAUUUUAGGUUAUGGUCAGAAACCAAACGACGAGAAAGCCGUGUCUGUAGCAUCGGGAAACAACCACUUGGUGGUAUUGACCACACACGGAAAUGUUUAUGCGUGGGGUGCAGGCGAGCAGGGUCAGCUUGGUCGCAAGAUUCUCGAACGCCGCAAGAUCCACGGCACAGUUCCUGAGAAAAUCAUUCUUGGUAAUCGAUCAAACAAAGCUGUGCUCGUGGGUGCAGGGAACUAUUGCUCCUUUGCAGUGGAUGAAGAGGGGGCUGUUUGGGGAUGGGGUCUAAAUACUAUGGGUCAAACCGGCACCGGCGUUUUCGAUCCACCAUCAGCAUCGGACGAAGUCCGUUCACCAAAAAAGAUUCCUGCUCUCAGUAAGGAGGCUCUUGAGGGUGAUACCGUUGUAGAGAUUGCGGGAGGCGAGCACCAUACACUGUUCCUGACAGCUGCAGGGAAGGUGUAUGCGUGCGGGAGAUGCGAUGGUAAUCAGCUUGGACUCAACAAGGAUGAUAAUGCCGAGUUCAGAGAUCGUCCUCACAAAGACUGUAUUGAUGAGCCCAUGGAGAUCGAUUUCCCGGACAAGAGUGACCCAAUUAUACACAUUUCGGUCGGGACGCAUAACAAUAUGGUGAUUACUCGAGGAGGUGCACUAUAUGCAUGGGGGGAGGAAACGCAAGGAGAACUAGGCGUUGGUGAAAAGGAAGCAGAAACCCCUAUCGAGGUGGUCCGCAAAGAAGGAGGUUCAUGGCAAGCCAUUGCAGUUGCUUGCGGAGGUCAACAUACUUUGGGCAUGUUCAGGAAGAAGGCAUAAAGCCAUUAUUUAGACAUAUAUAUUAUAUCGAACACAUGUACUACAAUGCAUCUGUACACGUAAUAUAGCAGCGACACCCUUGCAUUGUUCGCCCUCUGCUUGGUUCUCAUAUGAU